ACCUGAUGCUCGGAGAGUUUGCCAAUGCGAAGGUGUAUUUGCAGAAAGCUCUGUCCCUGGUACCACCCACACAGCGAGAGCACAACACCAUCAGAAAACACCUGAGGAGAGCCAUGAAGGGGAUAGAGUUACAGGAAUCUCUCUCUACGCUGCCUCCUGAUCACCAUCGCGGGACUAUGAGGAUCUACGAGAAACUCGGUGAUCUCUGCUGUAAAGUGACAGGUUACCAGCGAGGCCUGGAGUAUUAUCAGAAGCAGCUGGCGUGUGCAGAGAACCUGAAACUGCCUGAUGAGGAACGGGCAAUGAUUUACUUCUCCUUAGGCAGUACCUACUUUGACCUGAAGGAUUAUAAACAGGCCAUCAGUCACUAUGAAACAGAACUGAUCUUUCAGGAGGACCACCCUCGAGAGAAGUGCAAGACAUGGCUCCACCUGGCAGCGGCCAAGGGAAUGGAUGGUGCUGGGAGCAAUGAGGUCGAUCGCUGCUAUCAGAAUGCACUACAACUCGCUAAAGAGAGCAACGAUCCCAGGCUCCAGACAGACAUCCAUCUGAGGAGAGGCUAUACAAAGGCACACACGGGAAUUUCUAGAGGCGUGGCAUUCAAGCCGGAACUCCAUCAGGGAACGCAUCGGUUUGGACAAACUAGAAAUGAGAUCUUCCACCGGAACAGACCGAGACCCAAAUAGAGAGUGGAACAAAACACCAGCACUUUACCGCAGGCUCACGGAUGACCAGUGUUUUACCGCAGCCUCACGGAUGACCAGUGCUUUACCGCAGGCUCACGGAUGACCAAUGUUUUACCGCAGGCUCACGGAUGACCAGUGCUUUACCGCAGCCUCACGGAUGACCAGUGCUUUACCGCAGGCUCACGGAUGACCAAUGCUUUACCGCAGCCUCAUGGAUGACCAGUGCUUUACCACAGCCUCACGGAUGACCAGUGUUUUACCGCAGCCUCACGGAUGACCAGUGCUUUACCGCAGCCUCACGGAUGACCAGCGCUUUACCGCAGCCUCACAGAUGACCAAAGCUUUACCGCAGCCUCAUGGAUGACCAGUGCUUUACUGCAGCCUCACGGAUGACCAGCGCUUUACCACAGCCUCAAGGAUGACCAGUGCUUUACCGCAGCCUCAUGGAUGACCAGCGCUUUACCGCAGCCUCACGGAUGACCAAAGCUUUACCGCAGCCUCACGGAUGACCAGCGCUUUACCGCAGCCUCACGGAUGACCAGCGCUUUACCGCAGCCUCAUGGAUGACCAGUGCUUUACCGCAGCCUCACGGAUGACCAGUGCUUUACCGCAGCCUCACGGAUGACCAGUGCUUUACCGCAGCCGCAUGGAUGACCAAUGCUUUACCGCAGGCUCACGGAUGACCAGUGCUUUACCGCAGCCUCACGGAUGACCAAUGCUUUACCGCAGCCUCAUGGAUGACCAGUGCUUUACCGCAGCCUCAUGGAUGACCAAUGCUUUACCGCAGGCUCACGGAUGACCAGUGCUUUACCGCAGCCUCACGGAUGACCAGUGCUUUACCGCAGCCUCAUGGAUGACCAGUGCUUUACCGCAGGCUCACGGAUGACCAGUGCUUUACCGCAGCCUCAUGGAUGACCAGCGCUUUACCACAGCCUCAUGGAUGACCAGUGCUUUACCGCAGCCUCACGGAUGACCAAAGCUUUACCGCAGCCUCACGGAUGACCAGUGCUUUACCGCAGGCUCACGGAUGACCAGUGCUUUACCGCAGCCGCAUGGAUGAUCAAUGCUUUACCGCAGC
Messenger RNA from Chiloscyllium plagiosum (whitespotted bambooshark), 1764 nucleotides. NCBI's taxonomy places the organism in Eukaryota, Metazoa, Chordata, Chondrichthyes, Orectolobiformes, Hemiscylliidae. The record is from RefSeq and is a predicted model, not a curated record.